CGAGGCCCAGCGCGUGCGCAGGCGCACUCAGCGAUCCCCGCCUUCCUCGAGGGCCCAGCCCCUGCGGGUCUCGGGGGUGGGGCCUCGGGGGCGGGGCCGUUGUGGGGCUCCAUGCGCACUGAAGUUGCGCCUUGUACUCCCCGCUGGCAGCUGCCGCCACCUCCUCAGGUCUGCGGAAGUCAUGUUACCCAACACCGGGAAGCUAGCAGGAUGUACAGUUUUUAUCACAGGUGCAAGCCGUGGCAUCGGCAAAGCUAUUGCACUGAAAGCAGCAAAGGAUGGAGCAAAUAUUGUCAUUGCUGCAAAGACUACCCAGUCACACCCCAAACUUUCAGGCACAAUCUAUACUGCUGCUGAAGAAAUUGAAGCAGCUGGAGGGAGGGCCUUGCCCUGUGUCGUUGAUGUGAGAGAUGAACAGCAAAUCAAUGACGCGGUGGAGAAGGCGGUGGAGAAAUUUGGAGGAAUUGACAUUUUGGUGAAUAAUGCCAGUGCUAUUAGCUUGACCAACACAUUGGAAACACCUACAAAGAGAGUGGACUUGAUGAUGAGCGUGAACACCAGAGGCACCUAUCUCACAUCUAAAGCAUGUAUUCCCUUUUUGAAAAAGAGUAAAAUUGCUCAUAUCCUCAAUCUCAGUCCACCACUGAACCUAAAUCCAAUGUGGUUCAAACAGCACUGUGCUUAUACCAUUGCUAAGUAUGGUAUGUCUAUGUGUGUACUUGGAAUGGCAGAAGAAUUUAGAGGUGAAAUUGCCGUCAAUGCCUUAUGGCCUAAAACAGCCAUACACACAGCUGCCAUGGAUAUGCUGGGAGGAUCUGGUGUUGAAAGCCAAUGUAGAAAAGUUGAUAUCAUCGCAGAUGCUGCAUAUUCCAUUUUCAAAAAGCCAAAAAGUUUUACUGGAAAUUUUGUUAUUGAUGAAAAUAUCUUAAAAGAGGAAGGAAUAAAAAAUUUUGACAUCUAUGCAGUUAAACCAGGCCAGCCUUUAUUACCAGAUUUCUUCUUAGAUGAACACCCAGAUGUUGCAGUUAUCAAGCAGGAAUCACCUGGUGCUGUUCCUGAAUUCAAAGAAGAGAAGCCACAGCCACAGUCAAAACCACAUUAUGGAGCUGUGGAAGAAACUUUUAGAAUUGUUAAGGACUCUCUCAGUGAUGAUGUGGUUAAAGCCACACAAGCAAUCUAUCAGUUUGAACUCUCAGGUGAAGAUGGUGGCACGUGGUUUUUGGAUUUGAAAAACAGGGGUGGGACUGUUGGACAUGGAGAGCCCUCUGAUCGGGCAGAUGUGGUGAUGAGUAUGUCCACUGACGAUUUUGUCAAAAUGUUUUCAGGGAAACUAAAACCAACAGUAGCAUUCAUGUCGGGAAAGUUGAAGAUUAAAGGAAACAUGGCCCUAGCAAUCAAAUUGGAGAAACUAAUGAAUCAGAUGAAUUCCAGACUGUGAUGGCAAA
Molecule: messenger RNA, 1445 nt
Organism: Sciurus carolinensis (gray squirrel)
Lineage: Eukaryota; Metazoa; Chordata; Mammalia; Rodentia; Sciuridae
Gene: Hsdl2
Product: hydroxysteroid dehydrogenase like 2
Exons: 11
Coding region: 182-1438 (418 amino acids)
Cellular component (GO): mitochondrion
Source: RefSeq, a predicted model, not a curated record